This is a messenger RNA of Grammomys surdaster, 4611 nucleotides long. RefSeq names its product consortin, connexin sorting protein (gene Cnst). Gene Ontology annotation, cellular component: plasma membrane; transport vesicle; trans-Golgi network. Gene Ontology annotation, biological process: positive regulation of Golgi to plasma membrane protein transport. Lineage: Eukaryota; Metazoa; Chordata; Mammalia; Rodentia; Muridae. The transcript is spliced from 11 exons. Bases 194 to 2335 code for a protein of 713 amino acids. The record is from RefSeq and is a predicted model, not a curated record. Gene Ontology annotation, molecular function: connexin binding.
AAGGCUAGAGGUGUCCGAUCCUCCAGUGCCGCGGGAGACUGGAGCUGGCUGUGUGACAGUUCGUCGGCCGCCAUGUCAGGGAGCAGGGCUGGAAACAGACUCGGCGCCCGGCGGUAGCACUUGCGUUGCCUCGGAUGGCCAGGCAUAGAAGGAGUUUGAUGAGACGUUAAACAUUUCCACAAAAGAUGCGCUAAUGGAUGACAGCGACUCUCCUACAUACAGUCUGCAGAUAGAGCCACAAGAUGGAUGUCAUCCGGGGGACAGCAUGGAAAGGAGAGUGACACGCUUGCCUUCUAUCUCAGAUGAAAAUGAAAAUCAGCUUGCCGGAGACGGACCUGCGUGUCUGACCACCAGUGACGGCGCCAUGGGAAGAGCCACGGUGUCUGAACAGGACAGUCUCAACAAUAACGAAAGCUUCCCUUCUAGCUGUGAGGCAACCCCCACAGAGAACUCAGAAAAUACUCCAAACGAAGGCCCCAAAGAUGACCCGCCUGUUUUGGGACAGGACAAAAAGCUACCUGGAAAAAGAAGUCCAAAGGCCAAAAAGGGCACUCCUAGGAGCACGCCUCCAGGUGAUGCCUUACCUGUAAUGCAGACACUGGAUGCAGAGUUGCUGGCUGCUGGCGAGGAGGAGACUGCCAGCAUGAAAGGGAAUGACCCGCCCAAGGCGCCAUCACUACAGCCACUCUUCUCGAUGAUCCGAGGCGAGGUGGAGCAGAUGGACUCUAGGGCUCUUCCCCUCUUCCUUCACCAGGUAGCGGAAACUUAUUUCCAGGAAGAGGACUAUGAGAAAGCAAUGAAAUUCAUUCAGCUUGAACGACUGUAUCAUGAGCAAUUGCUUGCAAAUCUUUCUGCCAUUCAAGAGCAGUGGGAAACAAAAUGGAAAGCUGUCCAGCCACAUACAGUGACACCUCUGAGGAAUUCAGAAAAGGGGUUUAAUGGUGAAGAUUUUGAACAGCUUGCUAAAAUUUGCACAACUCAUCAAGACCCUCUCUCGUCCAAGCUUAAGAUAGCACCUGUGGAACACUCACCAGGGAGGAAAAGCUUUCCCAGGGCAACAGUGUCUGAGGAGCCACUGGAGAGAGGAGCAGCAGCCAAAGAGCCAGAGAUUGAAACCUGUCCCAGCAUGGAUCCGAGUGGAGGCCGGCUUGAGGAGGAGCCCCAGGAGAGCAGCCCCGGCUGUCAUCAGAUGGACUGGCAGGCAGCUUCCCCCGACCUUCCAGGAACUGCAGGGAAGGACCACUUGGAGGAGCCGCCCUGCAGCACCAAUGCCACACUGGAGCUCCACACCCAAUCCCCAGAGAGCGCUGCAGGGAGCAGGUUAGGGCCAGCUGCUGCUGAGAAUGCCUGUGAGGACAGCAGCUGUGUGCAGGCACCUCCCUCAGAGGACCACCCCCAUGUGGCCAGAGAUCCUGAGGUGGCCCCUCCUAAUGAGUCAGUGACAGAGCCGCAGCUCUUCCUGAGCGGAGGCAACACUGCACCGCCUGGGUUAAUUUCAGAGGGUAAAUAUUCACAGACACACCGAAAAGAACUCUGCCUUCCACUGCAGGACGCAUUUGAAGCGCUGCCCAGGGACCAGCCUCAGAACUGGGAGCCAGCCGAGCCACGGCAGGCUGAUGUCACUGCCAGUGAUGGUAAAUCAGCACAGCAUCAGGCUGGCUUGGAGGCCGGUUCCAAGAGUAUACUUUGUGAUGACAGGAAAGCCUCUGAUGUAAGCACACUGUGUCCUGAAGUGUGUAUGGCCCCAGAAGAAAGUCGGGUUAGGGAAGACCAAGUGAGUAAGGAAACGGAAGACUAUCUAAACAGCCUUUUGGAAGGAUGCUUAAAGGAUGCCGAAGAUCCCCUGUCCUAUGAGGAUAUCCAGGACGACGACUCUGACCUCCUCCAAGACCUCUCUCCUGAAGAAGCAUCCUACAGUCUCCAGGAGAAUCUGCCUCCUGAGGAGAGCACACUCUCCCUUGAUGAUCUGGCGAAGAAAAUAGAGAUCGCAGAGGUUGUUCCUGCAGAAGGGCUGGUGUCCAUACUGAAGAAGAGGAAUGACACAGUAGGCGACCCUCCUGCCCAAAUGCAGCAGAAGCCGGCUAAGCGCAGAGUGCGAUUCCAGGAAAUAGACGAUAACCUGGAUCAAGAUGAGGUUGGCGGUGGUUCCUGUGUCUUGCUCGUCUUGCUGUGCAUAGCCACCGUCUUCCUCAGUGUGGGAGGGACUGCGCUCUACUGCACCCUGGGUAACAUGGAGUCACCUGUUUGCACGGACUUUGCUGACAACAUGGACUUCUAUUACACAAAGCUGCUGCAGGGGAUGGCAGGGCUGAAACACUGGGUCUACCUCUCCUAGCAGCAAGUGUGACAGGCGUGACAGAUGUGCUGACAAGACAAAGAAGAUGCAAACUUCCCAGACAGCUUUUAUUUUCAGAAGUCAUGAAACAUUCCCCCUCCCUGGCAUCAAGAACCCAAGGAUGGACAUUUAGAAACAGCAACCUUGAACAGCAGCCCAGAGAACACUGCUAGAACAAUCCCCAGCAGAAGGUGGCGCUGAUGUAGGCACUGAGGACAGGGAGCUGUGGCGAGCAUGCCCCUCUCCUUGCUGCUUCCCCUGUCGUGCAGGGCUCACGCUGAGACUAAGGACACCCCUGGUUUACAGUCUUGCUCCACAGGCAUGCCUCCCGCCAUCAUGCCAUAAGUUUCUUUGUCAUUAGAGAGAGUUACCUUAUGGCUUCAGCGCCACUUUUUAGUUAGUCUUGGGAGCUGUGUAAUUUAAGCCUUGGGCAUUACUCUAGAUCUGAUCUCUGUGAAAUGGUUGUGUGGGUGUGUGGGGGUCUGAAGCAGUAAUCACAAGUGGAUAGAUAGCCAGCAUAGAAUACAAAGAUUACCUUUAUUCUUUUAACUUGAUGACAAUGUGCAGGCACGAAUCUUUGGAGAAGGCUUACCUGUGAACUAGAUAAACUGUAGAAAUGUUGGCCCUAAACUGAGGAACUGACAGGCCUGUGGCAAUGAACUUGACAGGCCUGAAGGCACAGUGACAGAACUCCCAGGUCCCAGGUGAGAUUUCACCCUGGCUUCUGAACUGCCUCAAGUGUUGAGUGCUGGCCUCCACAGCUCAAGAGAAACUUCCUGAACAUGUGUUAUGUUCUAAGAACCUCAGGAUAGGAACCCAAAGAAGCUAUAGUUCCUACUGUGCAGGUGUUUAUGGAAGGUAAACCCACACUCUGAUGAAUGAAACAGACUACCAUAUAUAUGAUUAAUUAUAGGCCAUACACUUAGGUGUGUGGAAUGUGUGUUCCCAUUGUGGACCACUUCAUGGGGUUCACAAAGCAGAAAUCCAGUCAUACCUUAAAAAGACAAAUGCCUAGUUUUGUUUAAUUCUGUCAUUAGGUGGCCAUUCCUUAUUCGCGGUACAGUGAUCUAGCGUUUUGGAAGCCUUGCUUUGACUUUUUAUAUUCUAGGCAACAUCUUUUUUUUAAAGAUCAUGAAUUAUAGUUUUUUAGCAAGUGAUCAUUAGGGUCUUUUUUCCUGUGAGGAUCAUUUGGAAGGAAAAGAGAGAAAUUGCUUGGUAGAUGUUACUGGCUGGCACAGUACUUUCCUUUGCAUUUCUGCUUAUUUAUUCGGAGCGUGAAUUUCAGGGGCUUUGUUUGAGUUGAGCGUGUGCUGCAGAGCAUGCGUUCCUCCUCCCACCACUGCCUAUGUAGUUAGAUGCUUAGUGGUUUGUUUUAUACCGUUUCAGCUCCAUGUGUUUUUAGGCUUAUUUUGAAAUUGACUUUUUAUUUUCACUUAUAAUACUGUAUGGCUUAUCUCUUAUUAUGUCACCAUAAACUGUAAUAUUUUCUAUGGUUAUAGAUCAGAGUUAUUUAUUUAGAAGUAUACAGAAUACUGAAAUUUAGAUUCCUUAUACCUAAGGCUGAUUUUAUUAGAAGAUUAUUUUAAUGUCCUAUUAUAAAUUUUAAGACUUUGUAUUCAUAUCAUAUGUAAAAUAGGGCCCAUUGUCCUGGUACUGUGGUUCUACAGAAGCCACUAGCAAGGUCACCUGUGAGGCUCCUCUUGAUACACAAACAUAUUUUACCCUCAUGAUUUCUAGUUGCAGGGAUUUGGUGAUCUUUGUUUCUGCCAAUUUUAUGUCAAGAAAAGUUCAAAUCUCCCUCCUGUUUACCUCCUUUCAGUCACUCAGAGUCCUGUGUGAUCUCUGAUGUUGGAUUUGCUUCUCAGCCACCUUGGCCACAUUGCUAAAACCCUGGGGUUCCCGGGAGAACCCAGUAAAGGAAAGGGCUGAAACAAUACCAUGCUAACCAGUGACCCAGCUGUGUACCUGAGGAGCCGGUGCUCACCACUUGAGGAACCAGAGUGAUCAGGAGCAGACUGACCUCCUGACCCAAAGUGGGUGUGAACUCUCACCUAGAAAAACUAGGGUACCUUUGAAAACUGUAAUCGUCAUUUAUUGCAUGAAUUGGAGUAUCCCCCCUGCAGGUGAGAGGAUGCUAUCCCAAGCAUUGGACAACUGUACUGAAAUGUCACUCCUCUCAUUUGAAAGUAUGGACAACUAUUUAUAACUAGACUUCUGAAGAACUGUAUUUGAGGGUGUCAAAUCAAGCUUGUAAUUUAAAAUCUACACCAACAAAA